AUGUUUAAAGAACUUAUCACAAGCAUUUUAAUUAAUAUUUCAGUAAAAAAGACUAAUAGAAAAUUUCAAAUACAAACUAAUAAUGAGAUUAGAAUUUGUGCAGAAGAAGAAUUUAAUAAAUUUUUUACAAUAUUUGAAGAUUGGGUUAUUAGUAAAACAACUAAAGAAAAUUUGAAUGGUUAUUAUAAAAAAUAUGAUUAUAUAUAUUUGAAAAUAUUAGUUCCAAAAUUUAUUUAUAAUCAACGAGUUGAAACAUAUAUUUAUCAUCAUUAUUAUAAAUCAGAUAAUUUUAUUCGUAAUUUAAAUACUGGAACAUUAUAUAUAAUAGAAGAUAAAAAAAUAUUCAACUCUUAUUUAUUAGAAGUUAUUGAUGAACUUUUUAUAUACAAUAUAAUUGAGGAAAGAGUUGUAUUCUUAUUAACUGAAGAGUUUGUUAAAUUUCAAGAUGAUAAUUUGAUAGAAUUAACAAAUAUUGAAUAG
Cetraspora pellucida is the source of this 480-nucleotide messenger RNA. The record is from the annotation of a GenBank genome assembly. NCBI's taxonomy places the organism in Eukaryota, Fungi, Glomeromycota, Glomeromycetes, Diversisporales, Gigasporaceae.